AUGAGUGGAAUACUUCAUUCUCAUUUUAAUUCAAUUGAGCAGCAUUCAAACCUCUCGGACUCAUCGACAGAAAAAAAUAUUGAGGAACGAGCUGAAGUAACAACCUUGCCGGCGCAAACAGAGGUGGGUGUGAUAAGAGAUAUGAAAAAUCAUUCAUCGACAGAAAAAAUUAGUGGGGAGAGUUCAGGAAGGUAUGAAAUUCUUGAGACGGCUAAGAAGCUGUACGUCUGUAACGCAUGUGACAAAGCCUUCACUCGGAAAUGGGUUUUAACAGUACAUAAAAGAACUCAUAGCGGUGAGAAGCCGUACGUUUGCAACAUGUGCGACAAAGCCUUCACUCGGAAAUCGGAUUUAACAGUACAUAAAAGAACUCAUACCAAUGACAAGCCGUACGAUUGUGACACGUGUGGCCGUGCUUUCGCUCAGAGAUCGACUCUUAUAACACAUAUAAGGACCCACACCG
This is a messenger RNA of Tinamus guttatus (white-throated tinamou), 463 nucleotides long. The record is from RefSeq and is a predicted model, not a curated record. Lineage: Eukaryota; Metazoa; Chordata; Aves; Tinamiformes; Tinamidae.